Plectropomus leopardus (leopard coralgrouper) is the source of this 1772-nucleotide messenger RNA. RefSeq names its product dehydrogenase/reductase SDR family member 13-like. NCBI's taxonomy places the organism in Eukaryota, Metazoa, Chordata, Actinopteri, Perciformes, Serranidae. The record is from RefSeq and is a predicted model, not a curated record.
CAGUCAGCCAGCAGGUGGCACUGCAGUUCUCUUUCAGGAUUUCAACCUUUGACACAAUGACAUGAACGUGCGACGCAACUCAACUUGAGGCAGCUGCCAAAGAUCAAAAUACUUUCUAGUUUUACUCAUCUCUACUUUACUUUUAUUUUAACUCGUGGAGGUCAAAGCCUCCUGGUUUUCAUAUUAAUCAAAUGUCAGCCUGCAAACUGUUUUCAGAUCAGAACUUUUAGAAGCUGGAGGAAAACUGAAAGUUGGAAUAACAGGAAAGAGAGAGACUGAGAGAGGAGCUGCUGAUUACUGUUGCAUAAGUCAGGAUGUUGCUGGAGCUGCUGCUGGUCGCUGCUCUGUUGGUCGCCGUUUAUUUCCUUCUUCAUGCGACUGUACUGAAGGAGCCAAGAUGUCAAAGUGCUGCAAAGCUACAUGGGAAAACUGCCAUCGUCACCGGAGCGAACACCGGCAUCGGUAAGGCCACAGCCAUGGACCUGGCCAGGAGGGGGGCGAGGGUGAUCCUGGCCUGCAGGGACAGACGGCGAGCCGAGGCCGCCAUGAAGGAAAUCAUCCAGGAAACGGGGAACAGCCAGGUGAUCUUCAUGCAGCUCGACCUGGCCAGUCUGAAGUCCGUUCGCUCAUUCGCUGACGACUUCCUCCGGUCAGAGUCCAGACUGGAUCUGCUAAUCAACAACGCCGGUCUGUUGAAUAGUGGAAAGACGGAGGACGGCUUCGGGAUGAUCUUCGGUGUCAAUCACUUGGGCCACUUCCUGUUGACGGUGUUGCUCCUGGACCGGCUGAAGGCGAGCGGGCCGAGCCGCGUGGUGACGGUGGCCUCCAUAAUGUACAAGAUGGGAAAGGUGGAUUUCAGCUGUCUGACGACUCACAGAGACGUGGCUCUGGGCAGCCGCACGUAUCACCUGGGCCAGAAGUACAACGACAGCAAACUGUGCAACAUCCUGUUUACCUACGAGCUCGCCAAGAGGCUGCAGGGCACCGACGUCACCUGCUACAGCGUCCACCCAGGAGCUAUUCAGACAGAGAUCACUCGUAACUAUGGGUUCUGGUGGGGGCUCCUCAUUCACCCCAUCAUGUAUCUUUUCUUUGUGGAUGCUGUAUCCGGAGCCCAGACCACGCUCCACUGUGCCCUGGAGCAAGGCAUCGAGCAUCUGAGCGGCCACUACUUCUCCAAGUGUGCACCGAAGAUGAACAUCGAGGCGAAGGCGAGAGAUGACGCCGCCGCCAAGAAGCUGUGGGAGCUCAGUGAGAGCUUCUGUGGCCUGUCGUGAAACGGGAAAUCUGAGCUGUGUUUCUAAUCUAAUUUUGUGUGCGUCUCUACGCCUGCACUGUGCUUCAAGCAUCCUUUGAAACUCAAAGAGUCUGACAGCAUUUAAACACAUCAAAUAAUGAAUAAGACAUUUUUACAACUAAGUAAAUGUGACUAAUUGUUUACUAUAAAAGUUUAAUUCGAUUGAAUUUGAAUUAAAACACUACAUCCUGCAUCCGAUAUAUCCUCUACAAAAAUCCAGUGUAUGGCCACACACACGUUAACAUAUAUUUUGAGUUUGUUUUCACAUCAUUAAUUGGCAGCAGAAAUGCGAACAUAGAAUUUAAUAUGCAUGUAUUUACAAUAUGUGGUUCUUGGUGUUGUUAUAUAUACAGUGCUGAAUAUAGAUAUUAAACAUAGAAAUUUGAGAUAUGUGAUUUUAAUGUUUUUAAAAAUAUGGGUAUUCAUGACCUUAUUGAGGUACGUAGCCCACAAUAAAACUUGAAUUAAUGAUGAA